Messenger RNA from Bufo bufo (common toad), 6095 nucleotides. It is a transcript of the gene GREB1, whose product is annotated as growth regulating estrogen receptor binding 1. Bases 138 to 5888 code for a protein of 1916 amino acids. The record is from RefSeq and is a predicted model, not a curated record. The transcript is spliced from 32 exons. Lineage: Eukaryota; Metazoa; Chordata; Amphibia; Anura; Bufonidae. Gene Ontology annotation, biological process: multicellular organism development.
ACCCAUACACCUGACUACACCUAAGCCAGCUGUUCCAUUAUCCACCAGAGGAGAUCCAUACUGAGCCUUGGCAAAAACAAAAAUUCUCCUCUGCUGUGAAAGUCUUAACUACUUGUGUUCUUUUCCUCCUAUGGAAGAUGGGGAAUUCGUAUGCUGGACAACUGAAGACAACGCGUUUUGAGGAAGUUCUGCACAAUUCCAUCGAGGCUUCUCUGAGAUCCAACAACUUGGUCCCUAGACCCAUAUUUUCCCAGCUCUACUUAGAAGCUGAACAGCAGUUAUCAUCCCUGGAAGGUGGUGUGGACAACGAUGAUGACGAUGAAGACGAUGAUGUUUCUGGGUCAAGCAGUCCAGCCCAUUCAUAUCUGAAUAAACCCCCACCGGAAGGCUGCUGCACGACUGAUGGUUUUUGUCAGGCCGGUAAAGACUUGAGAUUGGCGUCCAUUGCCUCCGAGCAGUUUGAAGUGCCUCCUGGAUUCUUAUUGGUUGGUGCAAAGUCGCCUAGUUUACCAGAUCAUAUUCUGGUGUGUGCUGUGGACAAGAGAUUUCUACCAGAUGACAACGGCCGCAAUGCACUGCUAGGAUUUUCGGGCAAUUGUGUUGGAUGUGGAGAGAAGGGCUUCCGUUACUUUACCGAGUUCUCCAACCACAUUAACCUUAAGCUGACCACACAGCCCAAGAAGCAGAAACACUUGAAGUAUUAUCUCAUCAGGAACGCGCAGGGAUGCUUGACCAAAGGCUCUCUUAUUUCCUGGAAGGGGACAGAGGUAAGGAGCCGCCAUUCUUCUUCAAGCAUGUGUUCAAGCACUGGAAUCGCCCUGCUGGACAAUUCUGUGCUGAGUAAGAUGAGUGACCCCUCUAUAAAUGUGACCAACGGCAGUGCUCUGGCAGGAGAAAAUGGAUUUCCCCAAGUGCAGAAUGGAACGUGUUAUCAGAAUAUGAACGGCACAUGUCAGCAGCCGACAAGGGUGAAUCCAUCUACACAGACCAGACCAGCAGUAUUAGGAAAUGUCACCAACUCUGGACCUCCCAAGAAACGCCACAAAGGGUGGUCACCAGAGUCACCCUCCUCCACAGAUACCAGCUAUCCACAAAACAACUAUCACAAUACAAGUAGCUUCGGAAAAGUCGAUACCAUAGGUCAGCUGAGUGUGCCACAGUCCACCACUGGCAACCCUCUGUCUUCUCCCCUGGUGACCACCGGAGAGCCUGUGUCCAUCCCAGACAACCUUCUGAAGACAUGCAUGAUUAAACCAGUCAUUUUUAAAGGUCAUGGUAACUUCCCUUAUCUCUGUGGUAAUGUGAACGAGGUUAUCGUCAGCCCCCUCUUGUACAACUGCUACAAGAACUCCCAGUCCAUGCCAAAAACCUAUGAACAAUAUGGACCCACCACCAUCCAGCCAAUCUCGGAGGAAAUGCAGCUGCUGCUUACAGUCUAUUACCUCGUCCAGCUCGCUCCAGACCAGGUGCCUCUCAUAGAAGAUCUAGAACACAUUUUAAUGCGUUCGUGGAGGGAAACACACCUCACUGAGAUUCGUCAGUACCAGCAGAACAUGUCCCAGGCGUUCCCCCACUUCCCGAGCCUUGUGACUGCCGUGACUGCCUCUCAGUUGCCUUGGUUAGCGGGCCUGGCUGCCAGUUCCUGUAAUGAAAGCGUAAAAAUCAUUGAAUGCAGCUACUCCUUAACGGAAGGUCUCACCGAAAUGUUCAAACUUCUGGUGGAGGGGAAACUGGAAAAGACCAACUAUGUGGUGAUAAUCUGCACAUCUAGACCCAGCAUAGACUCCUGCAUCGUGAUCACAGGAAAAUACCAGGCUCGUACAUUAAUUGAAAGUAUGUACUCCCCAGCGGACUACCUGAAGGAAAUAAACUAUGAACUGACAAGUGGGAAGGUGGAGUCCCUACGAGCGUUCUUCAGCAGCUUCUGUCCCGAUGGAGACAUUGAUGUCCUGUUGGAUAAAUACCAUCAAGAAAACCACAGCCUCAUUUCUUCAACACCAAAAAAAUCAAGUGGCGAGAGCAGACCAGCCGCAUGCUCCAGUUAUAAUACAGAGUGGCACCAGCUGCGGCCCUCUCAGUUGGCGGUGGCGCAGAAGCUGCUGUCUCACGUGUGCUCUAUCGCAGACUCCAGCACCCAGAACCUUGACCUGGGAUCUUUUGAGAAAGUAGAUUUUCUUAUUUGUGUUCCCCCGUCGGAGGUCACUUACCAGCAAACCCUGUCUCUUGUCUGGAGUUCAGGAGUUCUGCUGGAACUGGGCUUAGAGAAGGAUCAGCUGACUAAGCAGUGCAUGGAGCAAUACGUCAUGAAACUUGAUGCUGACGCACCCAGGAAAUUCAAGUCAUUUCUUCAAAAGGCCAUGCAGAAUCCACACACACUGUUCGUCCUGGUUCACGACCACGCUCACUGGGAUCUUACCAGCAGCUCCCUUUACAAUCCCUAUCCUCACAGGGAGGCGUCCUUCGGAUUAGUUGAUCGAUUGCUGAACUGCAGGGAAUUAAGGGAUUCAGCCAAUAUUUUACUUCUGCACGUGACAUCCUGCCCCUACGCUCUGCAGACGCAGAACACCCGUAUCAGCCCCUACAAUGAGAUCCACUGGCCUUCAUCAUACAGCCAUGGAAUGGAGCUGUACCAUGAAAACAGGAAGUACUUUGGCCUCUCGCAGUACAUCGACUCCACGCUGUCCGGGCACAGUCUUCCACUGCUGCGUCAUGACAGCUCCUUUGAAGCCAUUGUGUUGGGAUUAGGAAAAAGGUUUCCUAAGCUUCACAGCACCGUCAUAAGGACAUUUCUUCUCAUCCAGCACUACUCCUCAGCCAUGAUGGCCAUCUGUGGACUCUCUCAGAUGAAGAGCUAUACCUCAGUGGAAACUCUAGAGAUUGUUCAGAACCUUCUGAACUCGCCCAAGCAAUGUGCCAGCGGGCAUGGACUUAUGGUUCUCCUGAGAAUCCCUUGCAUUCAAUUAGCCACAUUGGCCCAUGAACGGCUCUGCCAUGUUAGAGAGCGGCUAGGUUUACAAAAUCGUUUUGAAGUAAUACUGGGGAUGGCCAACUCAGCAAUUACUAUUGGGAAGCACUUUGUGGACCAACUAAAGGUCUGGCAAAAGAAUGAGGAGGAAGACUGGCAGCCCCGAACAUACCUGGCACUAGAAGGACUUCCAUGUAUUUUGAUCUGCAGCGGGAUGGAGCCCCUUGGUGAAUCCUUGCCAAGGUCCUUACGAUACUGUGACCUCCGUCUAGUACAGUUUUAUAAUUGGGAAAGAACAGCGAUAGAACAGGAGCUGGGAUUUGCCUCUUGUUUUCUCAAUUCAGAUGCACCUCAAGACAAAGGACUGGGCAGGGAUGUCCCGGACAGUGACCCAGAAAAACUAAGUAGCACUGACAAUGAGGACGAGGAGAUGGGGAUAGAUGGGUCUAAUUCGGAGAAACUGAGCCCUAGCAAAAGACAAAGAUCUCCAUCAGAUGAUUCUGCCUCAUCAUCUCUGUGUUCAAAAGCCUCUGGUUCAGUUGUCUGCAAUGAAUCGUCAUAUUCAGCAAUGGCGGAUGACAACACCAAACCAACGCAACAGUCAAGAGUCUCCAACAGUGAGGACUGCACCACAGAAAAACUGAACGUGCUACCUGAUAAUAAUGUGAAGAAACACUCUGUAGUCACCAGUGAACAACCAGACAGCAACAGCUUCAGUCACACUGUGAAGAACACUCCAGGCUCAGCUUCUACACCCUCCUCGACUUCAUCUUCUUGCUUUCAGAGUGGACCCGGCCUACAGAUUUCACAAUGCGCCAUGGCCAAGGCCUAUAAACAGCUGCCGGUGGUGUUCCUUCCAAAACUGGUGUAUGACAUCAUCACCUCCACUGACAGCAGCGGACUCUCCAAGGCAUCUUCUUUUCUACCACGUUGUGACGUCUCGUGGGCCAGUUCUUUCCGCCCACUGUUAAGUAAGAUGAUGACCUGCACAGAGCAGUCGUUGUAUUACCGCCAGUGGACGGUACCCAAACCGAGCCAUAUGGACUACUACAAUGUCAAUGAGGGUAGAAUGGAUACCUUCCAUCCCAGGAGACUCCUGCUUAGUGGACCACCACAGGUGGGGAAGACAGGCGCAUAUCUCCAGUUCCUGAGUGUCUUGUCCAGGAUGCUCAUCAGGUUGACUGAGGUGGAUGUGUACGAUGAGGAGGAGACUAAUGGCGACCUGAAAUCCAAGCCUGACCAGCCUUUCCAUCAAACACAGGACAUGUGGCCAAAUGUGGAUUCAGUGAUGAGGAUGGACUUCGAUUAUAUUCUGCAUGACCCUAAAUAUGAAGAUGCAAGUGUGAUUUGUCCUAAGGUCCAGAAUAUCAACCAAGAAGAUAAACACACUAAUAGGAGACAUGAAGACAUUUAUGUACGACGCCCAACAACACGGAUGAGACUAUCUAAAUAUGCUUCAUACAAUACCUACCACCACUGCGAGCAGUGCCAUCAGUACAUGGGAUACAACCCCAGGUUUCAGAUGUACGAGUCUACAUUACAUGCUUUUGCAUUCUCCUAUUCCAUGUUGGGGGAGGAAAUCCAGCUUCACUUCAUCAUACCUAAAUCUAAGGAGCAUCAUUUUGUCUUCAGCCAGCCUGGGGGCCAGCUGGAAAGCAUGAGGUUGCCGCUUAUCUCAGGCAAGAGCGCUGACAGUGUAAAAAGUCCAAUCUUCACCCCAACGACAGGACGCCAUGAACACGGUCUCUUCAACCUGUACCAUGCCAUGGACGGCAGCAGCCAUCUGCAUAUUCUAGUCGUCAAAGAGUAUGAGAUGGCAAUCUAUAAAAAGUACUGGCCAAACCACAUAAUGUUGGUCCUGCCCAGUAUAUUCAAUAGUGCCGGAGUGGGGGCGGCUCAUUUCCUAAUUAAAGAGCUCUCAUAUCAUAACCUGGAGCUGGAGCGGAACAGACAAGCCGAGCUGGGUGUCCCCCACCAAGACGUGUGGCCCUUCAUAGCCAUAGCUGAUGACUCCUGCGUGAUGUGGAACUCUGUAGAUGUUAAUGUCACUGGAGAUCAUCCAAGGGACUUCUCCUGGCAUGAAAGAAAUGUGUCUUUAAAACAUAUACUACAGCACAUGGAGGCCACGCAGAACAUAGCCCAGUACGCCAUGCUUGGGAUAAGGAAAUGGACAAGCAAGACUAAAAACAUAGACAUGAUGGAUCCCUUCUCCCGCUGUCACCUGCAUGACUUCAUCCUCCUAAACGUGGACCUGACACGGGACGUACAGUACAACCAGAACAGGUUCACGUGUGAUGAUGUGGACUUUAAUCUACGAGUCAACAGCUCUGGGCUCCUCAUGUGUCGCUUCAAUCACUUCAGUGUCAUGAAGAAGCAGAUAGCGGUCGGAGGACACCGCUCUCUGCAUAUAAAACCAAAGGUCCAUGAUUCGUCGCUGUCUGUUUCCUCGGCUCACUACAUCUGCGCUCCCGAUAGUAAGCACACCAUCCUGGCCGCCCCCGCUCAGCUACUGCUGGAGAAAUUCCUCCAGUUUCACAGUCAGCGAUUCUUUCCUCUGUCAGUAAAUAACCGCAGCCACCCGGUGCUUGUGGUGGAUUGUUACCUGAACCUUGGACCCCAGAUUUCAGUCUGUUACGUCAGCUCACGGCCCCACUCGGUUAACAUUACCUGCCCCGACAUGGCGUUCAGUGGGCUCCUGCUACACCUCUGUGACUCUUUUGUUGUUGCCAGUUUCUUGAAGAAGUUUCAGUUCCUUAAAGAUGCCACCCUGUGUGUUGUCUGCCAAGACCGCAACGCCCUCCGUCAGACCGUAGUGAGACUGGAGCUGGAGGACGAGUGGCAGUUCCGUCUGCGAGAUGAGUUCCAAACAGCCAACGCCAAGGAAGACAAACCCUUAUUCAUCUUGACUGGUCGCCAUGUUUAAAAAUACGGUGGCUCGAAAUCCCCCCAGGGGCAUACGGCUGAACCCUAUAGGACAGGACUAUUUUAUGUUUUGCACUGGACAGAACUGUUACACUGUCGGCGCUGACAAACAGCAAUGCCUGGCGUGAUAACACGGACAAACUCAUCACUUACAUUCCUAGUUUUAUUUAUAUGUAAUAUGUAUUUGUAUAUAUUUUAGGCACUGAAU